Molecule: messenger RNA, 1652 nt
Organism: Dermatophagoides farinae (American house dust mite)
Lineage: Eukaryota; Metazoa; Arthropoda; Arachnida; Sarcoptiformes; Pyroglyphidae
Product: putative serine protease F56F10.1
Biological process (GO): proteolysis
Molecular function (GO): serine-type exopeptidase activity; dipeptidyl-peptidase activity
Source: RefSeq, a predicted model, not a curated record
UGAUUUAAAAUGGCAAAGAUCAAUCGAUCAUCCUAAAUCGAAUGAUUAGAGCCAUUUCAAGUAAUCAAUCGAAUAGUGUAUUUAGCUAAAAUAGAAAAAAUGCGUAGUUUUUCCAUAACAUUGUUUCUAUUAUUAUCGAUAAUAGUGACAAAUCAUUCGAUUUAUUCAUGGCGGUUAUUAUUUGGACGUCCACUGAAUAAACAUGGAUUAUUGGGUUUACCAUCACCGAGUAAUCAUUCGGCAACUGAAUCAUCAUCAUCGAACGUUCGAGAAGAAUGGUUUGAACAAAAACUAGAUCAUUUUGAUCCAACCAAUUUGAUGACGUGGAAACAACGAUAUUUUAUCAAUGAUCAACGAUUUAAUCGAAGCAAUGGUUCACCAAUAUUCUUACAACUUGGUGGUGAAGGUGAAGCAAAUCCAAUUUGGUUGAAAUAUGGACAAAUUGCAACAAAUUAUGGUCCACAUUAUCAAGCAUUACAAAUACUUUUGGAACAUCGUUAUUAUGGUCAAUCACGACCGACCAAAAAUAUGUCCACCGAAAAUCUUCGAUAUUUGACCAGUGAACAAGCACUGCAAGAUGCAGCAAAUUUUAUAGAAUUUAUUAAUGAUAAAUAUGGAUUAACCAAUGGUCAUAAUAAAUGGAUCGUAUUUGGUGGUUCAUAUUCAGGUUCAUUGGCAGCAUGGUUCCGUAUGAAAUAUCCACAUUUAGUGGCCGGUGCUAUUGCAUCUAGCGCACCAGUACAGGCUGUACUUGAUUUUAAAGAUUAUAUUCGUGUUGUCGAUAAAUCAUUAGGUGAACAAUGUGUACGAGAAAUCCAAUCGGCCACCAAUGAUCUAACCAGAUUGAUAAAAUCACCUAAUAAUUGGCCUGAAGUCGGAAAGAAAUUCAUGCUCUGUACACCAUUUGAUGGUUCAAAUCCAUUGGAUGUUUCGAAUUUUUUCGCUAAUCUUGCCGGUAAUUUUGAAGGUGUUGUUCAAUAUAACAAAGAUAAUCGUGCUUUCGAGGGUGUUCCCGGUACAAACAUUACCAUCGAUACGAUAUGUUCAGUAAUGACUGAUUUGAAUUCAAAUAUGAAUUCUAUCGAACGGAUUGCCAAAGUUAAUCAAAUUUUAUUAGAUUCUACAUUACAAAAAUGUCUAGAAUAUCGUUAUGAUGAUUAUGUUAAGAAAAUGUUGGUCGUUGAUUUUGAUAAAACUGAAGUGCCAUCCGCUCGCCAAUGGAUAUAUCAAACAUGUUCAGAAUUUGGUUUCUAUCAAACAUCCGAUCUUGAUGAUCAACCAUUUGGACGUUAUUUUCCGAUCAAAUUUUUCACACAACAAUGUAUGGACAUUUAUGGUGCAGAAUUUAAUAAGAAUUUUAUUGAAAAUUCCAUUGAUUUUACUAAUAAUUAUUAUGGCGGUUUCAAUCUGACUGUUUCAAAUGUUAUGUUCAUUAAUGGCCGUAUUGAUCCAUGGCAUGCAUUGGGUGUAUUACACGAUAUCAAUCCAACGGCUAGAGCAUUCGUUAUGAAAGAAACUGCUCAUUGUGCCGAUAUGUAUCCAGAUUCAGAACAGGAUCCAUUGUCAUUAAAAUCAACAAGAAAUAUGAUCAAAAAAAUGAUUGGAAAAUUUAUUGAAAAUUGAAAUUAAUCAAAAUUUUAAAAAAAAUUAAA